This is a messenger RNA of Acanthocheilonema viteae, 3311 nucleotides long. NCBI's taxonomy places the organism in Eukaryota, Metazoa, Nematoda, Chromadorea, Rhabditida, Onchocercidae. The record is from the annotation of a GenBank genome assembly.
CUGAAGUUGGUGCAACAACAAAUGCAACCAGAAGACAAAAUAUGGCAAUAACUGCAGCACGAGGUAGUUGGGCAAUCGAAGAUUGGGAAACAAUGGAUUAUUACGUUAAACAGAUUAAUGAAAAUAAUCAAGAUGGAUCCUUCCUUCGAGCCGUGCUGGCCAUUCGAAAUGAGCAGUAUCAUGAUGCAAUGGCUUAUAUUGAAAAGGUGCGCGACAUGUGUGACACAGAAUUGACAGCGAUGGCAUCAGAGAGUUAUGAAAGAGCUUAUGGUGCAAUGACUCUUGUACAACAGUUGACCGAACUUGAAGAAGCCAUCGAAUACAAAAUGUGGCCUGAUCGAAGGAUUCGAAUUGCCGUUGUUUGGAGUCGACGUUUGCAAGGAUGCCGACCAAAUAUUGAACAAUGGCAGAGACUGCUACUAGUAAAAUCAUUAGUGCUUUCACGGAACGAGAUGCGCCCAUUAUGGAUCAAAUUUUCAUCACUUUGCCGACAGUAUGGAAAGUUGUCAAUGUCACAUCGAAUUUUGGCAGAUUUAUUAGGAAUAAAACGAAAUGAGAAACUACAUGAAAUAAAAAAUUUACCGAUGGAUAAACCUUCAUUGGUGCUAGCGGUUUGUAAGCAAUAUUGGGCAGAAAAUCUGACUGAAUUAGCUUGCAAUACAUUGGAACGACUGACCAGUCAAUUUGAAGCCAAAAAGACUGAAAUCAAAAAAAAUUCGGAGAUGUGUCGAUUAAUGGCAAAAUGUUGUUUAAAACUAGGUGACUGGUAUGAUACUCUACCGGAAUCAACCAAAGAUGUGCAGGCCGUGAGUGUCAAUGUACAGCAAUUAUCACUUGCUAACAUCGCUCAACAAUCACCGGAUAGUUCAUCCAUUAUGAGCAAUGUACCACCAUUAUUGUUAACCGAUGAACGUGCCCAAAUCUGUCCAUCACCAGUAUUUUCACCAAGUUCAUACAUGGUGCAGUCGUUACAGCCUAGUCCAUCACAACAGACUUUAACACAAACAAUGAAAUUCUAUGAAAAUGCUACAGCUUAUGAUCCAACUUGGUAUAAAGCAUGGCACAAACUUGCAUCUGCUUACUUUAACGCUGCCAUGUAUCAGACACAAAAUUCGUUUUCACCAGCACCACCACCACCGCCUUUUAUCGGUGCGAUGCCAAGUUUUCCUAGCUAUGGCCCCUUCGGAAGCAUUAUGGAUCGAGAAACUUCAUCAGAUAUUCUUUUGCCAGAAUUGCAUCCACCGCCGUCACCUUCUUCUUCAGUGAUUGUAAAUCCACCUUCUCCGGCACCUAAUCAGGCGAUGAUCUUUCUUGCAAAACAAGCUGUUUCAAGUUUUAUUAAAGCUAUCACUUUGGCCGAAGGAUCACGACUGGAAGAUACAUUGCGAUUUUUAACAUUAUGGUUUAAACAUGGUGAUCAAGUGGAAGUUUUCGAAACUAUCCAAGAAUCACUGAAAUUGCUGCCUGUUGAAAUGUGGCUCGAGGUUAUCCCACAACUGAUGGCACGUCUAGAUUCGAAACAAAAUGUUGCUCAGUUGAUCAAGCAAGUUGUCAUCGAUUUGUCAAAAGUUCAUCCGCAGUCUUUGGUUUAUGCCCUUACAGUAGCUGCAAAAUCGGCAAACUCCCUACGCUCAACAGUUGCAACAGAAAUAUUGACAAUCAUGAGUGAUAGUCAACCAACACUUGUUGAGCAGGCAAAGCUUGUCAGUGAUGAACUGAUUCGUUGCGCCAUACUUUGGCAUGAACAGUGGCAUGAAGCACUGGACGAUGCGUCAAGGCUUUAUUUUCAGGACAAAAAUGUAAAAGCAAUGUUCGAAUUGUUAGAUCCAUUGCACGAUAUGAUUGAUCGUGGUGCGACUACUUUGAAGGAACAGUCUUUCAAACAAGUAAUUACUAUUUCUGAACAAAAUCAAAUUUUCGCAAAAAGUAAAAAUAAUGGAGCAUUAGAGAGCGUUAUAGGACUAAGUCCUGAAGAAGACGAAAAGAUAUUCCAUAGCGGUAAUUCUAGAAUGACAUAUGAAAAUGAACUGAAAGAGGCUUGGAAUGCUUGUCGUUGCUAUUUACGUUCACAGAAUGCCAAAGAACUCAAUCAGGCAUGGGAUCUGUACUAUAUGGUAUUUAGGAAGAUCUCAACUCAACUUCGUCAAUUGACAUCGCUGGAUUUGAAUUAUGUUUCGCCCAGGCUGGUAAAAGCUAGAGAUUUGGAGUUAGCAGUUCCUGGAACAUAUGAUCCAAGUGCUCCUCUGGUUACUAUAUCCUCAAUAAACAAUACUUUGCAAGUGAUUAAUUCAAAACAACGGCCGAGAAAGGUAGUUAUGAAAGGAAGUGAUGGAAAGGAUUAUAUAUUUCUCCUGAAGGGCCAUGAAGAUCCUCGGCAAGACGAAAGAGUAAUGCAGCUGUUUGGUUUGGUCAAUACUCUACUCUUGCACCAAGGUGAUACAUCUCGCAGAAAUCUGACCAUCCAGCGCUAUUCAAUUAUUGCCUUGAAUCAAAAUAGCGGUUUGAUUGGCUGGGUUCCAAACUGUGAUACUUUGCAUUCGCUUAUUCGUGAUUAUCGAGAAAAGAAGGGAAUUUUAUUAUCGAUGGAGCACAAAAUUAUGCAAAAUUUCGCUCAUGAUUUAGAUCAAAUGACAUUGUUGCAGAAAGUAUUCCAACACGCACUUGAAAUGACGAGCGGAAAUGAUUUACAACAAAUUUUAUGGCUUAAAUCUCCAAAUUCGGAAAUUUGGUUUGAUCGACGUACCAAUUACACUCGUUCAAUGGCAUGUAUGUCAAUGGUUGGCUACAUUUUAGGACUUGGAGACCGACAUCCGUCAAAUCUGAUGCUCGAUCGUGUUAGCGGCAAAAUUGUUCACAUUGAUUUCGGAGACUGCUUUGAAGUCGCAAUGACCAGAGAAAAAUUUCCAGAAAAAAUUCCAUUCCGACUAACAAGAAUGCUUAUUCAGGCUAUGGAAGCCACAGGAAUUGAAGGUAAUUAUCGAAUAACUUGUGAGCGUGUUUUGCGAGUGCUUCGUUCAAAUAAGGAAAGUCUUCUCGCGGUGCUUGAGGCAUUUGUUUAUGAUCCUCUUAUCAACUGGAGGUUAAUGGAAGCUGGUGGAAAACGGCCGCCACCCGAAACGUUGCAAAAGGACGGUCAGACUGAUUCAAAAGCUGAAUCAUCACUAAAGCGCAUCAAGCAGAAAUUAUCAGGUCGUGACUUUAAUCCAAGUGUGGAAUUCAGUGUGCCGGAACAGGUUGGUCGACUCAUUGAUCAAGCGAUCUUAGCAGAAAAUUUGUGUCAGUGCUAUAUUGGUUGGUGUCCAUUUUGGUAA